AUUAGCCCUUCCCUUCGUGCCUGUGUAAUGAAGCACAUGCGCACUGAAUUAAUCACAGCCAUUUUCCCCCCCUCGCAGGAAACUAAUUAGCAGGAAUAAAGAUCCAAAGAGUUUUUUCUUCCCAAUCAUCAGAUCUCACUUUCACCUCUUCCUCGCUCGCUCCAAGUCAAGACUCUCGGCUGCUUUGCAUCCAAAUUAUUUUUGAUAUCGCCUUAACAACUAAUAGCUGCCUACUUGCGCUGCCUUUUUUUUUCCACGCACUCGGCAACAACAAUGAUCUUUCUUUUUUGGCCACCCCUGCACGCAAACUGACCGAAAAGGGGGCGACUCUUCUCGCCUUGAUGGGAUCUUUAGCGCCGUCGACUCACUACUGGAUUAAAAAGCGAACAUCACAAAGCGGCAAAAGACAAAUUGCCUGGAUGCGAUGAACGCCUCAUGUAGGCAUCAGCAUGGACAGCUGUGAGUCUCCCGUGUUUUCUGGGACAGACGAUGGGCUCAGCUCCCCCCAGCAGCAGCAACCUCCACAGCCCUGGAACGAUCACCCUAGCCUGCAGGUUCCUUGCACCAACCAGGCCCCUUCCCUGGACCCGCUGUCUUUCUCGGCUCCCUAUACUUCUCAACCCUCAAAGCCCAGUGCUCUUCAUGAUGAGCUGAAAGGACUACAGUCCCAUCAUCAACAGCCACAACAAACAACCCAGGCCCAACGUGAGAGCCCUGCAACCGGUCAGCUUCAUUCCAAGAGAGAGGGUCUUGAGGAAGAGGAGCAAGACGGGGAGAGCUGUGGAGAAGAGGAAGAAUCGGAGGACUUGGAUGAAAUGGAAAUUGACAGCUGUUUCCCUAGUCUUCAAUCUUUUCCCGGGGUAGCGAUGGCUCCAGGUGGAGGGAGCAUGCCCACUCUUCUGCGUCAUCAGCCCACACAACAACAGGGCAUUGGUGAGAGUGGAAGUGAGGAAGGAGAGGAAGAAGAGGAAGAGGAAAGUAGUGAUGUGGAGAACUUGGCUGGCGAGAUAGUCUACCAACCAGAUGGCUCAGCCUACAUUGUAGAGAGCCUCAGUCAGCUGAUCCAAAGCGGUGGGAGCAUGGUUCCCGGCCUGCUUCCCACAAACUCUAUCAAUAGUGGGGGAAAACCGGGAGAACCAGCUGGGACAUCAUCUUCAGUCUAUCCUCAGAUCAUCAACACGUUCCACAUAGCCUCGUCCUUUGGGAAGUGGUUUGGCAAUUCAGACCAUUUCUCCAAUACCUCAACAAUGGCAGGCUUCAGUCCUGUCCUGCACAGUUUCCGUGUUUUUGAUGUGCGGCACACAAGUAACAAGGAUUACCUUAAUAGCGAUGGGUCUGCCAAGAAGUCCUGUGUUUCCAAAGAUGUUCCAAACAAUGUGGAUUUAUCCAAAUUUGAUGGUCUGGCCCUGUAUGGAAAGGGUAAGCCAAUUCUCAUGUGUUUUCUCUGCAAGCUGUCCUUUGGUUAUGCUCGUUCCUUUGCUACUCAUGCCAUCCAUGACCACCGCAUGACGCUGUGUGAGGAUGAACGUCGUCUAUUAGGGGACAAGCAUGCAUCUGCUAUCAUCCAGGGAAUUGGGAAGGACAAAGAGCCCCUCAUCAGUUUCCUGGAACCAAAUAUUAAAAAUACUCCUGUGUCACCUCUGCUUCCUAUGAACUCUGGCCAGAGCUUUUAUGGCACAUUUAGUGGUGUCCAUUUGGAGUCUGGAAGCAGCAGUGGAGGCAGCGAGACCCGCUUGAACAAAGACUGUGACUCUGGCCUCCAGCAGCAAAAGCAGCAGCAAACCCAACAAAGCUCUGUCUUGCCUCUCGGAAGGCUGGGCACUCCCAAAGCAUCCACUAUUUCCUCAACCCCUGGCUCUGCCAAAGACUGUAGUGCCCUAUCGAAACACGGGGGAAGAACAGAGGAGCCCACUGGAAAAGAAUUGGCUUGUAAAGGAAAAGACGGGGCCACUGAGAGCCAUGGGGGUACGACACACCUCUCUAGCCAAAUGAAGGGUUCAGAGCAAGAAGAAACAUUAUUCGGGGAAAAAGAUGAGGUAGAUGCAGAAAGUACAGUCGUGACCAGUGGUGUUAACAGUAGCAGUGGGGGAGGUGAAGCAGGGGAAGCAGCUGUAUCAAACCAAAGCAUUUCCAAAUCUCCUUUAUUAAUGCCUAGUAGCACUCUCCAGCCUACUGCCUGCACCCCUGCAGUCAGUUACACACUAAACAGCAAAUCCCCUGCUUCCACUUCCUGCUCUGUCAAGGAAGAGAUUUCAGUUACAGAUAGUGAGAGGAGAUUCUCAGAACCCGUUUUGAGCUUUAACUGCCAGGGACCUUCGGUUCCCAUGGCAAUGGCAGCAGCCAAUGUCAGAAAGAGUGAGGAUGACACUGCUGGCACUUCUUCCUCACCUCUGUCCUCCAAUGCUGCUGCUGAUGAAAGUGCCAAUCGAGAUAGUGCCACAGCUCCAGAACCAAAUGAUUGCCCGGCUGAGGAAGAGGAGGAAAAUGGAUCCUUUCUGCAGCAACAUCACAUGCACCACCAUCAUCAUCACUUGCAUACAUCAUCUCAUGGCCACACUCUCCCACAACCUGGAGGUUCCUGUGAUAUAACAGGGGUGACCGACUGUUCGCAGAACCACAGUCAUAGUGGUGGCGUAGGAAGUGGAGUAGAAUGCCCUAAAUGUGACACCAUUCUAGGUUCCUCACGCUCCUUGGGGGGUCACAUGACCAUGAUGCAUUCGCGUAACUCAUGUAAGACACUCAAGUGUCCCAAAUGCAACUGGCAUUACAAAUAUCAGCAGACCCUGGAGGCCCACAUGAAAGAAAAACACCCGGAUUCGGGAGGCUCCUGUGCUUACUGCAGUAGUGGUCAAAGCCACCCUCGUCUGGCUCGUGGAGAAAGCUACACCUGUGGAUAUAAACCUUUCCGAUGUGAGGUAUGUAACUACUCGACCACGACAAAGGGUAACCUAAGCAUCCACAUGCAGUCAGAUAAACACCUGAACAACAUGCAGACGCUACAGAAUGGAGGUUCCAUCGGAUCUGCGCAGGAGCAGGUAUUUGGACACGGCCCGGGAGGUGUGGUGGCAGUGCCGUCAGUGACCCAGGCCAGUAGCCAUCACCCUGCCCACCACCACUCCACACAGUCCUCUGCCCACAUAACUGGACCAUGUGGGGCCCCCUCACCGACCAAGCCAAAGAGCAAACCUACUUGGCGAUGUGAGGUAUGUGACUACGAAACCAACGUGGCACGGAACCUGCGUAUCCACAUGACCAGCGAGAAACACAUGCAUAACAUGAUGCUUCUCCAGCAAAACGUGACUCAGAUGCAGCAUGGCCGAAUAGCGCUGGGGGCAAUGCCCUCGCCCUCAGAGGCUGAGCUCUAUCAGUAUUACCUGACGCAGAAUAUGAGCCUACCACCUGGCUUAAAGAUGGACCCGACUGGACCUGAGGCUCAGUUCCUGAUGGGGGGCUUUUCUUUAGAUCCCAGCAUGGCUGCCUUGGCCCCUGCACUUGUAGGUGGAGAGAUUCCAAUGGACAUGCGGCUGGGCAGUGGGCAGUUGGUGUCUGAAGAGCUGAUGACGCUAGGAGAAAGUCUAUCACAAACCAGCGACCCCUCUCUCAAACUCUUCCAGUGUGCUGUGUGCAACGGUUUCACAACUGACAACUUGGAUGUGCUUGGCCUCCACAUGGGAGCAGAGCGCAGCCUACCUGAAGAGGAGUGGCGCGCCGUGGUGGGCGACUCUCACCAGUGCAAGUUGUGCCACUACACCACUCAGCUCAAGGCCAAUUUCCAACUGCACUGCAAGACAGACAAGCACAUUCAAAAGUACCAGCUUGUGGCCCAUAUCAAGGAAGGAGGCAAAGGCAAUGAAUGGCGAUUGAAAUGUGUGGCCAUUGGCAACCCCGUACACCUGAAAUGCAAUGCUUGUGACUACUAUACUAACAGCUUGGAGAAGCUAAGGAUGCACACGGUCAAUUCCCGACAUGAGGCCAGCCUCAAACUUUACAAGCACCUGCAGCAGCACGAAAACGCGGUGGAGGGUGAUGCCUGCUACUACCACUGUGUGCUGUGCAACUACUCCACCAAGGCCAAGCUCAACCUGAUCCAGCAUGUGCGCUCUAUGAAGCACCAGCGCAGCGAGAGCCUAAGGAAGCUGCAGCGCUUGCAGAAGGGCCUGCCGGAGGACGACGAGGACCUCAGCUCCAUCUUCACCAUCCGCAAAUGUCCCUCGUCAGAUACAGGAGAGCUGAGUGAGGAUGUGGAGGCUGCGAGUGAGACCACUACAGACCAGGAGGACCAAACCAAAGACAGAGAAAGUGGGGGGGAGAAGGAGCUCACCAAAGGGACAGCAGUGUCUGUCCACUCGGAACAGCGGCACACAGAUUCUCCGAUCCAGAGCAAAAGGCCCUCAUCACGGUCGGGCACAUCUGAGAGUGCAGUCUCCUCAAAGCGUCCCCGGACUGCUGAAAAGCGAGCUGCAGAGCAGAUGUACCAGUGCCCUUACUGCAAGUUCACCAACACAGACCUGAAUCGUCUCAGAAUGCAUGUGAUGACGCAGCACUCUGUCCAGCCCAUGUUACGCUGCCCGCUGUGUCAGGACAUGCUCAACAACAAGGUCCACCUGCAGUUCCACCUCACGCACCUGCACAGUGUCGCGCCCGACUGUGUUGAUAAGCUAAUUGCCACAGUGACCGCAACUGAUGUUCUCCCUGCAAGCAUGUUCAUACCCGUGCCUGGUCCAUUAAAAGAGACACAGAAUCCUUCACAUGCUGUUGCCAACUCCGAAGAUACAAAGAAACAAGCUGAUUCAUCAGAUGUUGAUCUUGAGAAAGGGGUUUCAUUGUCUACAGAAAUAGCUGAAGCUCGCAAGUCCCCUCUUGAAGAUCAACAAACAGAGAAGGAUGAUGCGACAGGAUUCCUGUGCUGGAAGAAAGGCUGUAAUCAAGUGUUCAAGUCGUCCAACUCUCUCCAGAUGCACUUCAAUGAAGUCCACAACAAAAGGCCUCAGCUGCCUGUGUCAGAUCGCCAUGUCUACAAGUACCGUUGUAACCAAUGCAGCUUGGCCUUUAAGACCGUGGAGAAGCUACAACUGCAUUCUCAGUACCAUGUGAUCAGAGCAGCCACUAUGUGCUGCCUCUGCCAGCGGAGUUUCAGGACACUACAAGCAUUAAAAAAACAUUUAGAAACAAGCCACCUGGAGUUGAGUGAAGCUGAUAUCCAACAGCUCUAUGGCGGCUUAUUGAUGAAUGGGGACAUUAUGGUCAUGAGUGACGUAGCCCUUGGUGAUGAGCAUGGAGGUCUGGGAGAAGAUGACAAAGAGGGAGAUGAGAGUGACCCUGAAGAAAAGCAAAGUCCAACAGGCAGUGACUCUGGCUCUCUACUGGAAGAUUCUGGCUCUGAACCCAAACGCGCUUUGCCAUUCAGAAAGGGCCCCAACUUUACAAUGGAAAAAUUUUUGGAUCCAUCUCGUCCUUUCAAAUGCACAGUGUGCAAAGAGUCUUUCACACAGAAGAACAUUCUUCUUGUUCACUACAACUCUGUCUCCCAUCUGCACAAGGUGAAACGAGCUCUUCAGGAGUCUACCAGUGGUCAGCCAGAGCCUACUAGCAGCCCUGACAACAAGCCAUUUAAGUGUAGCACCUGUAACGUGGCAUACAGCCAGAGUUCUACUUUGGAAAUCCACAUGCGCUCUGUUUUACACCAAACAAAAGCUAGGGCAGCCAAACUUGAAGCGGCAGGGGGAAUACCAAGCUCUGCAAGUAUUACUGCCACGAGUGGCGGAAGUACUAUAAUCAGCACUUCAACAAGUCCCAGCCCAGCAAGCAACUCAACAAACUCUACCAACCACAGUUCUUCUGGGUCUCAAACAGCUCAGAGUCUCAUUGGAGGAACUCACACAUCCCAGGGUCACAGCCAUGAGACCAGCAGCUUAGUAAGCAGCCGUUCCUCACCAUCAGAGAACCAUGAAGCAAAAAAGGCAAAAUAUACAGACAUGAUGUCUGCAAGAGGACAACAGCAGCUUCAGCAACAACAGCAAUUGGCUCAAGCUCAAGCCCAGGCCCAAGCCCAACUUCAGCAAGAGCUACAGCAACAGGCUGCUCUUCUGCAAUCCCAGCUCUUUAACCCAGCACUUCUGCAGCACUUCCCCAUGACAACUGAUGCACUUAUUUCCUUGCAACAGCAGCAGUUGCUGUUUCCUUUCUAUAUCCCUGGAGGAGAAUUUCAGCUAAACCCAGAGAUCAACAUCAGUAAUUCAGCACUUGGCCUAACAGGAUCAACAACCUCGCUGCUGGAAGAUCUCAAAAACUCAGCCCAGCAGAGUUGCUUACAGCAGCAACUGAUGCACCACCACCUUCAGCAACAACAACAGCAGCAGCAGCAGCAGCAGCCUCACUCACAGGCUCAGGGGCAGAUGGCUUUGCUGCAGCAAAGUGCUUCUUUCCACCAGCAAGUUGAAAAAAAACAGAAACCUUCUUCCUCUCAAAUUGACAAAGAAAAAGACUUGCAAAGAGAAAAAAACAUUACUGAAAAAAACGAUGAUGCCAACAAAGAGUCAAUGGACAAAUUAAAAGAAAGGAAGGAACUUCAACAUAUUUCAACCAGUAUAAGCCAUGAAACAGGCUUACUUCCACCAAGAAUUGCUUCAGAUGCCCGUGGAAAUGCAACCAAAGCCCUGCUAGAAAAUUUUGGGUUUGAGUUAGUUAUACAGUAUAAUGAAAAUAAACAAAAAUCCCAGAAAAAAGGAACUGGACCUACAGGAUCAAGUGGACCAGGUGGCAUCACAAGAGUGGUUGAUCCCAUUGAGAGAUUAGAGAAACUGGAAUGUGAAGCUUGCGGCAAGCUGUUUUCGAAUAUACUGAUUCUAAAGAGCCACCAAGAGCAUAUCCACCAGGCUUUCUUUCCAUUCCGAUCCCUUGAGAGAUUCGCCAAGGAAUACAGAGAGAAUUAUGAUAAACUAUAUCCACUGAGACCCCCUACACCAGAGGCUGCUCCUGCUCCUCCACCUCCUCCCCCACCUCCUCCACCCCAAAGAGCUCCCACACCAAAUAUUCCUGUCUCCACUGCCUCACUCACACCUCCAACUGUACCUACUCCACAGCCUCAAAUUACCAUGCCUCAAAUUACCAUGUCAAUGGAUUUGCCUAUGUUCUCACCACUAAUAAUGCAGCCCAUGUCUCUCCAGUCCUUGCCCACCCAGAUGCCCCCUCAACUACAGUCUGUUGAAACUAGCCUGGCCUCAGACUUGGCCCAGCUGUACCAACAACAGCUCACUCCAGCCAUGCUUCAGCAGCAACAGAACAAGAGGCCACGGACACGUAUCACAGAUGACCAGCUUCGGGUCUUGCGACAGUACUUUGAUAUUAACAAUUCACCCAAUGAAGAACAGAUUAAAGAAAUGGCAGAUAAAUCAGGAUUGCAACAAAAAGUCAUAAAGCACUGGUUCAGAAACACCCUUUUCAAAGAAAGACAGCGCAACAAAGACUCACCAUACAACUUCAAUAAUCCACCAACCACAACACUUGAAGACACUAAAAUUGACUCUAAACCUCCUUCCCCUGAACCACAGAAGCACGAUUUUUAUGGAAGUAAGAGAUCUUCUAGAACUAGGUUUACUGAUUACCAGCUGAGAAUCCUACAAGAUUUCUUUGAUGCCAAUGCCUAUCCUAAAGACGAUGAGUUUGAACAGCUUUCCAACCUUCUAGGCCUCCCUACUCGUGUCAUUGUUGUUUGGUUCCAAAAUGCUCGCCAGAAGGCAAGGAAAAAUUAUGAAAACCAGAGUGACGGGGUGAAAGAGGGCGAGAGACGAGAACUCUCAAACGACCGAUAUAUUCGCACCUCAAAUCUAAAUUAUCAGUGUAAAAAAUGCAGCCUUGUGUUCCAAAGAAUAUUUGAUCUGAUAAAACACCAGAAGAAACUAUGCUACAAAGAUGAGGAUGAAGACGGGCAGUAUGAAAGCCACAAUGAGGAUUCUAUGGAUCUUUCUAAUGAAUGUUAUACUCCCUCUGGUUCUUCCUGCCACACCCCAAUGCCGUCAUCUUCAAGUCUCUGCCCCCUGCCACCCUCCACUUCAGCAUUCGCUCACCUCUCUUCUGCUGAUAAGGAUGAGGCGUCACCAGCAACCACCUCAAGCCUCCAUGAAGAAAAGUCAAAAGAGCUAUCAGGCAUCUCUGCUGAUCCCCAAGAAAAUAAAACAGCUAUCAAGCAGGAAAAUGUUUCGCAAACCCAGUCCGAGUCACAGCAGCUUAGACAUCAGCGAGAAGAGAAGAUGCAGUGUCUUACCAAGCCCAACAAACAUUCCUCUUCUUCCUUUAAUCAACAACAACAGAGUGGUCCAUCAGCUUCUCAGACGAGCCAGGCCCUGUCUCAAAGCUCCCACAUGAGCCAUAAUCCACACCUGAGCUCUGCUACGCAACAAAUGGCCCAGCAGAUGAUCCAAUAUCAGUGUGAUCAGUGCAAGAUUGGCUUCCCCUCUUUUGAGCACUGGCAGGAGCACCAGCAAUUACACUUCCUCUCUGUGCAAAAUCAGUUCAUCCACCCACAAUUUCUUGACCGCUCAAUGGACAUGUCUUUCAUGCUAUUUGACCCAAGCAAUCCUCUCCUAGCAAGUCAGUUACUCUCUGGGGCAAUGCCCCAGAUUCCCACCAGCUCCGCCACCUCUCCAUCCACACCCACCUCCACCAUGAACUCCCUAAAAAGGAAGCUAGAGGAGAAAGCUGGCACUAGCCCGGGAGAGAAUGACAGCACAAAUAGUGAAGAGCCACAGAGAGAUAAGCGGCUUAGAACCACCAUCACACCUGAGCAGCUGGAAAUUCUCUAUCAGAAGUAUCUAUUAGAUUCUAACCCUACACGCAAGAUGCUUGACCACAUUGCUCAUGAGGUGGGGUUGAAGAAAAGAGUCGUGCAAGUCUGGUUUCAAAAUACCAGAGCAAGAGAGAGAAAAGGACAGUUUAGGGCAGUGGGGCCGGCUCAAGCUCAUCGAAGAUGCCCUUUUUGUCGAGCUCUUUUUAAAGCAAAAACUGCUCUUGAGGCACACAUUCGCUCUCGCCAUUGGCACGAGGCCAAGCGUGCUGGCUAUAAUUUGGCCCUGACUAGUAUGCUUCCUGAUCAGGAGGGCAUGCAAAUAAAGUUGGAUGCUUUGGAGGCAGCAAGCUAUUCCCAAAUGGUGUCAUCAAAUAUGGAUGGACAAAGCUCUUCGAUGUCUCCUGUGAAUAGAGGAAUGGAUUUGUCUCCUAGAGCUCUACUAAGUCCUUCAUCUAUUAAAGUUGAAGGUAUGGAAGAUUUUGAGAACACAGCCAUGUCUUCUGUGAACAUCAGCUUUGAUCCAAACAAGUUGGAUAAUGACGACUGUUCGUCGGUCAAUACAGCCAUCACAGAUACAACGACAGGUGAUGAAGCUAAUGCUGAUAAUGACAGUGCUGAUGCAAAACACAGCCAAAGUAGUAGUGAUUACCUGUCUAAACCUGGGGGGACUGCCCCCAACCUUGAAAAUGAUGACCAGAUGUCUUCAGGGCUGGUAAGCCCUGCAAUGAGCUAUUAUGCCAAGGACUAUGAAAAUGAACAUAUAAUUGACCACAGCGAGACAUCCAGCCUGGCUGAUCCAUGCUCGCCAAGUCCCGGAGCUUCAGGUACCAGGAGCAUUGACAGUGGAGAUCGCCCUGGUCAAAAGCGCUUCCGAACCCAGAUGACCAACCUCCAACUUAAAUUAUUGAAGUCCUGUUUUAAUGACUACAGGACUCCCACUAUGCUUGAAUGUGAGGUACUUGGCAAUGAUAUUGGACUUCCAAAGAGAGUGGUUCAGGUGUGGUUUCAAAAUGCCCGUGCCAAGGAGAAAAAGGCAAAACUUAACAUGGCCAAGCACUUUGGAAUUAAUCAGACAUCCUACGACGGGCCGAAGACUGAAUGCACUUUGUGCGGUGUUAAGUACAGUGCCCGCCUCUCUGUCCGCGAUCACAUAUUUUCCCAGCAGCACAUCUCCAAGGUGAAGGAUACCAUUGGCAGCCAGAUCGAUAAGGAAAAGGAAUACUUUGACCCAGCUACUGUCCGUCAACUUAUGGCUCAGCAAGAGAUGGACCGCAUUAAGAAGGCCAAUGAAGUUUUAGGGUUGGCACAGCAGCAGGCCAUGCAGCAACAGGGGAUGUUUGAUAACCCAGCAAUGCAGGCGUUGAAUCUCCAGUCAGCCUAUUCUAAUCUGCAAGGCAUUCCACCUGUCCUCUUGCCAGGGGUUGGAAGCCCCUCUCUUUCCAGCUUUAACUCCUCUAAUUCAGCUUUAACUCCACCAAAACCUUCAAACCUGCUGAACAUGCCUGGUGCCGGUGUUCCCUCGCCAAGCCUCCCCACGUCUGGAUUGCCUAACAAGCCGCCUUCCUCAUCGUCCCUGUCCACAUCCAGCCCAGCACAGACCAGCACUUCUGUUUCCCGCUCAAGCCCCACCUCAAUAUCCAACUCCACUUCUUCAACCAGCCACUCCAUCUCCCGUCCCGAACACCCUAAAGAGCGUGAAGGUGAGAGGUUUAGAGACAAGGAAAAGCCAAAGGAAAAGACGGAGAAGCCCUCAACUCCAUCAUCAACUGGAGGCACCCCUGCCCCUUCUACUUCUGCUGCCAGUGCCAAGAAAGAAAAACCAGACCCUGCUGUUCCAGCCACCUCUAUGCCAACCCCUGGUAUGGAGUAUGUGGUGGACCCUGCCCAGCUUCAGGCCCUACAGGCUGCCUUGGCUUCAGACCCUACUGCCCUUCUCACGAACCAGUUUCUGCCCUACUUCAUGCCUGGCUUUUCCCCAUACUACACUCCUCAGAUCCCAGGUGCUCUCCAAGGGGGUUACCUGCAACCUAUGUACGGUAUGGAAAGUCUCUUCCCUUACAAUCCUGCCUUGUCACAAGCUCUUAUGGGCCUUUCUCCAGGGUCUCUGCUGCAGCAUUACCAGCAAUAUCAGCAGAGCUUGCAAGAAGCGCUACAGCAGCAGCAGCAGCAGCUUCAGCAGAUCCAGCAACCCAAGGCAAGCCAAAAUCAAGCCCCCUCUAAAUCCUUGGGGAAUCGGAAGGAGUCUGCCAAAGAUCCAGUUAAAACAGAGGAGCAAAAGGGCAACCCCCGUAGUGCAUCCCCCACCACCCUUUCCACAUCUUCCACUCCUAAUAAAAUACACACUGCGCUGAACGAGGUGGAUGGAAAAGCUGCGGAUCCCCAUCUGGACAAAUUCAUUGUCCCCAAGGCACAGUAUAAACUGGCAUGCCGCAAGUGUCAAGCAGUUUUCACCAAGGAAGAAGCGGCUAUUACCCACCUUAAGUCCAACUGUUUUUUUGGUCAGUCUGUGGCAAACCUGCAAGAGAUGUUGCUGCGUGUCCCCAGUGGCGUAGGUGCAGGGGCUGGAAGUCUCUACGACUGCCUGGCCUGCGACACUACGUUGGAUGGGGAAAAAGCACUCAGUCAACACUUGGAAUCAGCUUUGCACAAACACAGAACAAUCAAGCGAUCAUCCAGAAAUGCCAAAGAGCACGCUACUAGUUUAUUACCUCACUCUUCAGCCUGCUUCCCCAAUCCUAACACCACAUCUACCUCGCAGUCUGCCACUCAUCCCAUCAGCAGCCCCACUCCGCCGCCAACGACAUCAGCUACCAUGCCAUCAUCUGCCGUGUCCGCCACCCUUUGCUCUUCCUCCUCCUCCAGUACCCAGCUCAACACCACAGCUGCCGGCAAACCCUGGCCCCAGGCCCCUUUCUCCAGAGCUUUAGUAGGGAAGCCCAAUGCCAGUCUCUCAACUGCUUCCUCCUUGUUUCCUCCAGUGUCCUCACCCUCAACGGUUACCUCAAGUUCAUUGAGCACCUCAGGAGUUCAGACCUCGAUACCAACAGACGUCUUUACUGACGAGUCUGACUCUGACAGCAGUCAGAAGUCAACAGACAGGCUGGGCAGGACGGCGGACGAACCGCAACAACCUGGCUUCGUCAAAGACAGUAGUUCUUGUGGUAGUAAUCUCACUAGCGUAGAAACAGACUCCAUCAGAUUGUAAAAGAGCUUUCGGUGAUGGACAAUGUUUAAAAAACACAAAAAGAAAAAAAAAAACACAAAUGGAAAAAAACAUAAAAAGCAGCAAUGUUAAAUACAGUAAAGGUAUACAAACCAAUUUCAGAAAAAGAUGUAAAGACUUACUGCAAUUCCAAAGCUUGUAACCAAAAAUUUCAAUGUUAGUGGAUCAUUUUCCCAUAUCAACAUGCUGGUUUUCAUUUUGUUUCCUUUUGCUCAACUGAAACACAUGCAUAUAUAUGGGAGGAGAAAAAAAUGAUGCAGACGAAGACUGACAAAUGGCCCAAGAAAAAAAUCAGAUGUUUCUUAAUGGUUUCCUAAUGUAAUAGUGCGCUCAGAAAAAGCCGGUAUGUGCUGUAUAGGAGAAUGGUCUGGUCCACGUUCUUGCUAUUUAAGCAUUCAGAUACCAAUGGCUUGCAAAAGUAAAAUAAUGUAUUGUCUAUUUUAUUCUCAGGUCAACGGAUCACAAAUGUUUUGUUCUAUUACACAAAUCCAUGUUUUACACUUUCUGUUUCUUCAUGUCUUCAUUUACUUAUUUUAAUUAGAGUGAAAAUUGAUUUGGCGUUUUUCUGGGCAUUACAAUGGCAGUUAAUUGGCUGAGUUUAACUCUUGAAAAAGGAUGAAUGAAAUGGAGGAGAAUUGUUGUUCAUUGUUAAUACCGAGACAAAGAGAGCAUUGCAGACAUGCGAAUGGGCCAAAUUGAGUUUUGAUGACUAGGAUCAAAAAUGAAAAAUACCAACUCUCUGUAUUUAUAAUAGUUCUGAACAUUUUUGGUGUUAUGUAGAUUGUUGCAUUGGAAAUGAAUUGAAGCAGUACGUGUACAUUUAGCUUUUGUAUUGUCCAACUUUAAAACGCUUCAUUUGAUGUGGUCUUGGUCAUUCCGAUAGAUUAGAUGAUGAUGAUGAUGAUGAUAACGGGCAGGUCAAGGAUUCAAGCUGUCUUCUUCUCAACCUUGUUGGGAGAUAUUCACCCAGAUUUCCCUCCUGAUAAUUUAAAAUGUAUGGGCCAUUAGGUACUCCAUCAACUGGCAGAAAGCAGGUGUUGUGGGUGAACUAUUGAACAUUUUAUUUAAUUUGUUGUUACCUUUGUGCACUUAUAACUGUCUGACUCUUAUUUCCCACUUGACUUGUUCUUCUCUUCGCACUUAUUUCUCGCCGCUGUUCUGUCUUUGUAGAUAUGUACACGACAAUGCAGGUCUUCACUUUUUACUUGUUGUCAUACAUGACCAUGAAAAAAAGAAAAAUAAUAAUAAUUCUCACGCUUUAAGACAAAAAGAAAAUCCAAAGACUGAACACUUUCACCAUUGGUGCAUAAAGAUGAGAAAAGAGGCUUCUUUAUACUUGAUAAUUUGUGGCUGUUUUUAAAGGAGAGAAAAAGAUAAAGGAGUGCGCAUCAGAGUUGCCGUUUUUGCUUGUUUGCAAGCAAACAGGUGGCUUUUUUACGUAAAUACCAAAUACCAAAAAGGGCCCUUGUCCUUGCAUUGUGGAGUAGCACCGUUACAGAGCCAUUGCAGUUUGUAAAAUAGAGUUAUGAACUUUUUUUGACGUUCGUCACGCUCAAAUGUCCAUUUUUUAAGAUCAUGUGUAAGGCCUGGUCGUCAGUGACAUACCUUUUGCUGCUAAUGUAGAAUUUUGAAAGAAGUCGAAGACAAAAAGUACAUAGAUGCAUGCUUAUUUUGCUUUUUGCUAAGCUUUAAUGAAACACAAACAAUAAACCAAUUUCUUGCCUCUGCAACACCUUUUUUGGUUUCUUGUUGCAAAAACGGAACUUUGAAGACUGUGAAUAUGUUUGUUCCAAAGGACAUUUUGCUGAUUUUCUUUUUGAACAGACCAAUGUUUCAAGCCAAUGAUGACGUGUGUAAAGAACAGUGCAUUCCUAAUACCGCGAUGGAGUUUUCUUUCUUGACGAGUAAGGACUGAACUUUUGUCAUUUCAAUUAUUUUAACAGUCAAAAUCGAUUUUCACUCCAUUUGUCAUGUGACUGUCAACUGUUUGUGUACAUUUUUACCGAACAAAGUGAUCUCCAAAGGUCCGCUCCAUCCAUUUGAGGUUGUUGCUCACUUGUUUAAGCGAGUCAUGGUGGUUACCAAAAAGUGUGUAUAAUACAUCUGGUACUGAUGUGUCUCCUAGCUUUUAGUCAUAUGUUUGCCAGUCAACAUACAGCUAUAGUUUCAGGGGAGAAUGAUAGCUUUUAAACUGUGGUGAGAUUGACGUGUCCAAUGUGUAAGCAGGGUGCCACUUUUACACAUAGAUUACAGGUCCGGAGGGGCAUCUUCAUUCCAAAGCAUAAUUUCUGGUCAACAGGAGGAUUUUUGGAGAUGUCCUUCAAUGUUCAAAGGGUUAGGAGGCGUUCAUGUCCCAAAGAACUCACCCACUUCAUCUUAUUGCAAUGCAAAAGGAUGUGCAUAUAGGUACCCCCUCCCUCUCACUGAUGACAAAAUGUAUAUUUUUUCAACCAAAACCAAGACUUAUUUAAAUUUGUGGAAAAAAGAAAAAUCUUUUUUUGACCAAUAUUGUAUAGCCAAUUUAUAUAUAGUAUAUACAAAUAACCCCCAAGUAAUCUUUAAUGGUGUUGAUACCAUAGCAUGCUGUUAAAAUCAUCACAUGGAGCCUGCAAGCUUGCCACGUGUCCAAAGUUCAAUUUGAUUAAAUUGUGUGUACCUUUUUUUUAUAUAUUUUAAAUUAUAUCCCCCCUCCCCCCAAAUGUAUUUUAAAUGUUAAUACGUCAGACAUGUAUUUUCUUUUUCUUAUCUAUUCUUUGUUACUAUAUAUUAUUUCAAUCAUAAAUUAACAUUAGCUUCAAUUUUAAAGAAAUUAGGAAACACAAUAUGUCCUGGCCACUUUGUGGAGUUUUUUUUAUUCUUAUUUUUUUAUUCCAAAAGUAUAAUCAUUUUGACUGAGCCAGCAUGGCCUAGAUGUGUGUGUGUGUGUGUGUGUGUGUGUGUGUGUGUGUGUGUGUGUGUGUGUGUGUGUGUGUGUGUGUGUGUGUGUGUGUGUGUGUGUUAAGAGCCAAUCCAUUCUUUCCCUCAUUGUGUCUUUUGUGUUACACACCCAAACUGACAAAGUAAACUAGAAAAUGAAAUGAUCGUAAGUGAUCCUGAUUGCAAAGCACUGAACAGCUUUUACUUUGAAUGUGGCCAAAGCUUUAUGCAGUUCAAAAAAAAAAGAAAAAAAAGAAACCUGUGCCCCUAAAAUUAAUUGUAUAUUUUAUUGCAACACUUCUGUGGAUUUUCCACAGUGCUACUUUUGGGAUUGACAUGAAAAGGUUUUUGCUGUCGAGGUCAUCUUUGCCCACUGUGAAAAGGCGUGUGUACCUGUAUACAGAUAAAAAAAUAUAUUUAAAACAAGCCACAACUUUUAUUUAGUUUAUUUCUGAGAUGAAGACGAACUGAAAAGAAUAGACAAAAACUUUGUGGGGAGGACACAAGAGGCUGUGGGCACAGCAAAACUGGGCAUGGGAGCCUCGGAAACAGCUUUAAAAACCACCUCCUUAUUUGAUGAGUGACGACUCCCAAUGGACUCUGGAACCAAGGGACACGUGUGACAGAGGACUGAAACUGGGGUGGCUGCAGCCGCCUCUUUCCUCCUUUCUUUGCCUCCGCUCUUCUUAGGGACCUUCCCCGACUUUCAGGACAGGAUGGACGCUUGCUUGCCUCUACUUUCCGCCUCCUUGACGUUGCUACCUGUCUCCUCUUUCCUCCGCUUGUCAUGGGUUGACAAGCAAGUUGUGCGGCAGCUUGCCCCUCUUACUGAACAGUCCUGUUUUUUUUAAGAAAACAAGAGGCAGUUGUACACUUAAAGAAAAGCAUAUUAACCAAAAUCAACAACCAAACUAACAACCAAACAACCAUUUGCUCCAACUUCAAAGAUGAACUGUUACUUGGAGCGAACUGUUUCUUUUGUGACUUCUGGUGCCACAAUGUUUGUUUGUUUUUAAAAAAAAAAAAAACAACCUUUUCAACUUUUUCGUUGGUUUCCUUCAAUGACUCCUCGUUUGAGCCUCAUAAGCAUGGCUCUGUGGCUCCAGGCAGCCCAGCUGAGGGUAGAAAAAACAGCCUUGCAAUGUACAAAAAAGAGCAAGUUAAACCAAAAAUGUUGUUCUUGAUGUCUUUUCUAUACUGUAGUCUUGUUAGCUUUUUUGUUACUGUAAUUAUAUGAUGAAGCUUUCCAGACUGUACCAAAUGACAUGGAAAUUAACAUACACACACUACACACAUGGAACUUCAGACUUUUAAAGAAACUUUUGUCACAAAACCUUGUUGUCCUAGUUAAGUUGAUUGUAGAUGGUAAUUGAAUAUACUCCUUUGAAAAUAUUUCAUCAAGUAUGUUUCUUGCUCAUUGUGAUACAUUAAAAUAAGUAUGAGCAUAAA
Messenger RNA from Nerophis ophidion (straightnose pipefish), 16373 nucleotides. It is a transcript of the gene zfhx3b, whose product is annotated as zinc finger homeobox 3b. Gene Ontology annotation, biological process: brain development; regulation of transcription by RNA polymerase II; regulation of neuron differentiation. Gene Ontology annotation, molecular function: DNA-binding transcription factor activity, RNA polymerase II-specific; RNA polymerase II cis-regulatory region sequence-specific DNA binding; zinc ion binding. The record is from RefSeq and is a predicted model, not a curated record. Lineage: Eukaryota; Metazoa; Chordata; Actinopteri; Syngnathiformes; Syngnathidae. The coding region runs from base 450 to 11990 and encodes 3846 amino acids. Gene Ontology annotation, cellular component: nucleus. The transcript is spliced from 11 exons.